CUCAUUUGGCUGCAUGGCAUGGCAGGGGUUGGAAAGUCUGCUGUUGUAUUUACCAUGGCUGAAAGGAUGAGAAGUCUGAAAGUCACCAACCAUAUGAAGAUCAAGAAGUGGCUUGCAGGCACAUUCUUUUUCUCAUGCAAGCAUACUGAACACUGCAUGACUGGAUAUUUUUUUGUGACACUUGCAUACCAGCUUGGAUGCAAUUUUCCCAGCAUCUGGGAAGACUUGAACAGAGCCAUCCACAAGAAUCCUGCUCUUCUAGAUCCCAACAAAUCUCUUUGUGAUCAGAUGGAGGGACUCUUUCUGAGACCUCUGCAGAAGCUU
Suillus subaureus is the source of this 324-nucleotide messenger RNA. RefSeq lists its product as uncharacterized. The annotation marks the transcript as partial. NCBI's taxonomy places the organism in Eukaryota, Fungi, Basidiomycota, Agaricomycetes, Boletales, Suillaceae. The record is from RefSeq and is a predicted model, not a curated record. The transcript has a single exon.